AUAAUGCAGAUUCAUCUUCAAAUAUAUCUAGAAUAAAUAAAAAGAAAAGAAAAAAUUAUAGUUUUACUAAUGAUUAUUUUGAAAAAGCUUUUGAUCCUACAACUGGUGAAGAAUUGCGCAUUUGUAACAUUUUGGAUAAAAAUGGGAGGUGUUGUAAAAAAACGUAUAAAAGUUUUGGAUAUUCUACUGGAAACUUGAAAAGACAUUUAGAUGAAGUGCAUGGUAUCAAUGAAGUAGAAAUAGUUGGUGAAAGAAAAAAGUCACAAAGAAAAAUAACUGAUUAUUCACAAGUAACUCAUAACCAUCCUCCAUAUAUUCAGAAAAAAAAAGAAGAGGCACUGCUUAAAUGGAUAUUGAAAACCAACCAACCUUUGUCUAUUGUUACUAAUGAAGCAUAUAUAGAAAAAAUGAAAGUUUUUGAUCCAGCAUUUUCUGUACCAGGUGCAAAAAAAUUAAGAACUAUGAUUGGAAAAA
Entrophospora candida is the source of this 474-nucleotide messenger RNA. Lineage: Eukaryota; Fungi; Glomeromycota; Glomeromycetes; Entrophosporales; Entrophosporaceae. The record is from the annotation of a GenBank genome assembly.